This is a messenger RNA of Galleria mellonella (greater wax moth), 957 nucleotides long. RefSeq lists its product as uncharacterized. The transcript has 5 exons. The coding region runs from base 148 to 837 and encodes 229 amino acids. Lineage: Eukaryota; Metazoa; Arthropoda; Insecta; Lepidoptera; Pyralidae. The record is from RefSeq and is a predicted model, not a curated record.
UCCAAUUUUCGAAUACAAUUAUCUGACGUUUGUCACAUUAUUGCUAUAUUUUAGUUUUAUUUUUGUCAAAGAAUAUAAAAUCUCAAAAUGGUGAUACCGAGGUAUUGAGGUAUCACCUGAUGAUGGUAUACGCUGUUUGGUGUGACCAUGAAUGCUGCCGCAGCCGCUAGUCUCGGAGUUAUAUUGGUGCUCUUACUCUUACUUAUUAGGUGGAAAUGGAGGUCAUACAAGCCAGAGCAGGAGUGUCCAUCUUGCAUGCCCGUGCAGCUGGUGCACCGACUCUGUCCACAUCAUAACGUGGUGCAGAGCUACGAGGUAGAACAGAAAGACAGCCUUGACGACCAUCUCGAUGUGCUCACCAGGAAACUUGCAGAGAAGGAGGGUCGCCUCCGAAUUUCCAAGUCCAAAAUACGAGAGACCCAGCACGAGAUCGACAACCUACAUGCAAUAGAUCACGACGUAAGACUCAAGUACCGGGAGAUCAUGGAAUCUCUCCGGAAAGACUUGAUGAGUAACGAGAAAGAAUGCAAGAAACUGCAGGAGCAGAUUGAAUGGGUUUCAAGGCGGCGUGCGGAACUCCGAGACGAGGUUCGCAGAGGCCAGAGGCUGUAUGGAGAAGCGGCGGCAGAGUUGGCGAGUAAUUUAGCUGAACUACAACGUGGUCGAAUCAUAGAGCACAGAAUAACUGAAAAACCUCAAUGUCAACAUUCGCUUAUAUCAGUGCGACAUCGUAAAGAGCCACAGUUGCCGAGGGCGACACCAGUCGACUCUUUGGUCAUUAAGACAUCACCAACUGACUCAGCAGAUGCCAUACUUCCACAUAAUGCCCCGCAUUAAAACUUUGAACUUUAUUCUGCUUGUUGUUAUGUUCUGGCUUUUUUUUCAAAUAGUAAUCAAAUCUUAAAGUAUACAUUGUUUUGUAUAUUUUUUUUAUAUUAUAUUUACUAUUAUAUUGUA